Molecule: messenger RNA, 944 nt
Organism: Capsicum annuum
Lineage: Eukaryota; Viridiplantae; Streptophyta; Magnoliopsida; Solanales; Solanaceae
Product: cysteine-rich repeat secretory protein 38
Exons: 1
Coding region: 42-764 (240 amino acids)
Source: RefSeq, a predicted model, not a curated record
CAUAUGAGCUUUUCAUACCACCUCAAUAUUUCCCUCAAAAUAUGGCUUCCUCAAAAUUAAUCUCUUGUCUAAUAUUUCUUUCAUCCAUUGCAACAGUUAUUUCCACAGAUCCACUCUUCCAUUUUUGCUCAAAAUCUGGAAAUUUCACAGCCCAUAGUUACUAUGCACAAAAUUUGAAAAAUGUCUUAGGUGAUCUCUACUUGAAAACACCUCUAACAGGGUUCUCAACUAGCUCAAUUGGGAAAAAUUACGACCAAUCAAAUGGACUUUCUCUAUGUCGAGGUGAUGCUUCAAGUGACGAUUGCAAGACAUGUGUAUUAGAUGCUAGUGAAGAACUUGGAAAACGUUGUCCAUACGAUAAAGAAGCCAUCAUAUGGUACGAUAAUUGUCUCUUGAAAUAUUCCAACAAAAAUUUCUUAGGAAAAAUUGAUAACACAUACAAGUUUUACAUGUGGAAUGUUCGCGUUGUGAGCAAGCCUGAAUAUUUCAAUGCAAAGACCAAGGAGUUAUUGGGAAGCUUGGCUGAAAAUGCUGAUAAAAAGAAGAAUUUGUAUGCAACUGGAGAAAUGGAGAUUGAAGAAAAUAAGAAACUGUAUGGAUUGGUUCAAUGUACAAGAGAUAUUUCUAAUGAGGAUUGUAAGAAGUGUCUUGAGGGUAUUAUUACUGAACUUCCAAGUUGUUGUGAUGGGAAAGAAGGUGGAAGAGUUGUUGGUGGGAGUUGUAACUUUAGAUAUGAAAUUUACCCUUUUAUUAGUACUCCUUAGCAGAACUCAGAAAAUAUAUGAUACUAUAUUGCUAAUGCUCAAAAGAUGAUACAAUUUGAACCAAAUGAUUACAUUGAUGUAAUUUAGUUUGAAUGUAGCUUAUCGUCUUGUUUGCAUUGUUUGUCUCAAGUAUGUAAGGUGAAUUAAGUAUGGACAAAUAUGUUUUCGUACUUUGAUAUA